Messenger RNA from Gastrolobium bilobum, 1998 nucleotides. RefSeq lists its product as uncharacterized. NCBI's taxonomy places the organism in Eukaryota, Viridiplantae, Streptophyta, Magnoliopsida, Fabales, Fabaceae. The transcript is spliced from 13 exons. Bases 11 to 1510 code for a protein of 499 amino acids. The record is from RefSeq and is a predicted model, not a curated record.
CAAAAACUGAAUGACAACCCAUAGAAAUAGGAUGGGCUGGCACCAUUUAAGCCCCUCAAAAUGCUUGCUAUGCACUUUUCCUGACUCUCAGUUCUCUCUCAAAGUGUACUUUGGAAACUUUACAGUUAAGAUUAAAUACCGACUUUGUUUGAUGGAUAUGGACGACCCUUUGGAUUUCGAGGUAGAAGACGACCUUCUCAAAUCCCCUACCAUUAACAACAAUAAACGGAAGAAAGUUAUUGGGUUGGAUGAUCUUCUUAAAGAUCACUACAGAGAACAGAACACGCUUAUAGAGAAGCGGAAGAAGCAGGCAAAGGCAAAGAACAAACGUUCCUAUGAUGAUGAAGAUCGCAAGGAAGCUUGGUUGACUAGGAUAGUUGACAAAUGUCACAAUCAGUUGAAAGCUUUUGGCGAAGAACAAGAAAUUCCACUAUGGGGUGUAAAAGUUUUUGGAGAUCAGAAAGCCUUUCCCUCCCUGGAUUUUCCUGAUAUUGGAAGUUGCAACCUUUUACAGUCGUUUUUGAACAACAAGCUAAAUUCAGUGGUGGAAUUGGCUGCAGACAGAGGAGAUAUCUUUCUUGAAGGGUUACUAGUCAAUGGUUGGCUUCCAAAAUUAGCUUUCCUUUGUGGUCAUGUAGAAAAACCAGUAGCCAUUUGGGCCUUCAACACAAUGUUAUAUUCAUCAAAAGAAGAGCUCCGAAACUCUUCCAGUGACUUUUGGUGUGCGAUUCUGUCUUCUAAAAAUGAGGUUGAUCCAUUGUCUGUCAAAAUUGAUUGGUUACCUGAGUAUACAGAUUUGAGAAGGGCUCUUGACAUUUAUGGGUUUCUCUUUAAAUUUUGUGCUGAGCCUAAAAAUUUAGAUUCUGACAUUAGAGGACCACCUCAAAAUCUUAGAGCUUGGGUCAAAUUUGUCACUGCUUGUUGUCUGAUAAGGAGUAAGAAACCUAUCUUCUCUACUGCAGAAGCUGAAGAGAUAGUUGAAAUUAUUAUAUGUAUAUUACUAGAUCGCCUGUUUCAGGGUUUGUUGGUUCUUUUGAAUGACUGCAUGCAAGCAAUUGUCAAUUACUUUACAGACCAGGAAUGGUGCUCAAGUUGUGAGAACAUAGCAAAAUUCAUUGCUUGCAGAGUCUCUAAGGAUUUGAAUUGCAUCCAGGCUAUUGACUGCGUUUCAGGAGUUGGUUCUCGUUGUAAGCAACUUAAGAGUGCUCUUGCUCAUCAAAGCCUGCUUUCUUGUUUUGAUGGAGUCAACAGUGGAGAAGAGAUUCUCAGAUCAUUUACUGCAAUUAACUUCAAAGACAAAAGUUGCGAUUUCUUCAAGAUGUACAUUCACUUAGUUUUGACAGAGAAUUGGGUUUUGUCCAACUCAUUAAUUGAAGACAAUCCAGUUAUCUAUGAGAUGUUCUGUCUUUUUCUUAGACAUUGUUCUACCUUAAUAUCAGCCACAGACCUACGAUCCUAUGCAUCAAAGGUUCGUCAUAGGGCUUCAUAUCUUCUACACUUCUCCAUCUAAAUAUAAUUGGCUUCAGCCUGAGAUGGACAAAUCUUAAAGGGUGAAAGGUUUAAGAAUGCUGCAUUACAUUGGCACCUACAACUACGCACGUUAUUUUGACUAAACAUCAGAUUCUUCAGACUCCCAGAAUGCAUUUCUUUCCUGAAGCUUGAGAUGUUAUAAUGCCAUUCUUAAAUCAAAGAUGCAAUAGUGAAUGUUGGUUGUUUUUGCUUCUUGUUGGCUGGCAUGAAUCAAGAUCCGUUGCUCAUCCUAGGUUAUAAGUUACUGGCUCGUGGCAGCCUUUCGCACAGUAAAAAAAGAAAGCAUAAGGUGUAACUUAUGUUAUAAUGGCAUAUCCUUGUGUUGUGCCGCUUAUGUUAAAGUCCAAGCGUACCUUCUGUAGUUUCUUAUGUUCAAGGCAAUGCCUCCAGCAACAAAAAUAUUUUGGAUACUUCUACUAUUUUUACCUUUAUGGCUAUAUUUACCCAUAAUUUUCAUAUUUUUCUACU